Messenger RNA from Aspergillus caelatus, 1623 nucleotides. RefSeq names its product TBC domain-containing protein. The record is from RefSeq and is a predicted model, not a curated record. The transcript is spliced from 3 exons. Gene Ontology annotation, cellular component: endoplasmic reticulum membrane. Bases 307 to 1572 code for a protein of 421 amino acids. Gene Ontology annotation, molecular function: GTPase activator activity. Gene Ontology annotation, biological process: positive regulation of GTPase activity; endoplasmic reticulum to Golgi vesicle-mediated transport. Lineage: Eukaryota; Fungi; Ascomycota; Eurotiomycetes; Eurotiales; Aspergillaceae.
AUUUGGUAUGCAAUGUGCCCGCGCUAAAAUGCCAAUCCUCUCCUGAUGCCCGAUGCCAACUACCAACUAUCAACUCAAUUCCGCAUCGGUCUGACUUGGCACGUAGCUCGUGGGGCCCUUGCCAGCUGGUAAUCAUAAUAAUAGCAAUAAUUUUUUUAUCAUCCAUGGUCCGGCCUAGCAGACGGAAGAUACUGAUAAAUCCUAAUUUGCAAUUCGACUACCUUCUUUAUUUGCUACCCUUAUGAGUUUCCAUUAGCACGAACAAACAUUGGAAAAACCCGUUCCUUUUUUCGAGCCCAGCCAAAGAUGGACCAUCAUUCUGAAUUCAAGGAUAACCCGGAGAGCUCGAGCUCAGAGACAUGUUUUGAAACAGCACAGGAUUCCGUAUCUGAAAGUGCAUCUCAAGUGUUGGAGAGAAUCCGAAAUGAGGAAGCUGCAGCUCGCAUAGCAGAGAAGGAAGGUAAAAUUCGCCGGGCAUGCGAGAUGCGUGAUUUGGAUGCGUUGGUCUCUUAUGCCACUUCAGAAGGUGGCUUUCUUCGCGAUGACAUUAGACGACAAGCUUGGCCUAUCCUUCUCCAAAGCGACCGAGACACUGAGCUCGGGGAUUGGGAAGACCUAUCGCCCCAUGUAGAUGAAGACCAAGUCCAACUUGACGUGAACCGGUCGUUUGUUUAUUAUCCCAAUUGCAGUGACGAAGAGCUAGCUUCAAAGAAAGAUGAGCUGUCAUACCUAAUUAAGCAAGUGCUACGGCAUUAUCCAAUGCUCUGCUAUUUUCAAGGCUAUCAUGAUAUCGCGCAAGUUUUGCUCCUAGUACUUGGGGGGCAGACAGCGGCCUCAGCAGUUACGCGGCUGUCCCUAUUCCGGAUAAGAGACUAUAUGUUGCCCUCUCUUUCCCCGACAGUGAAACACCUACAGCUCAUCCCAGCAAUCAUGGAAAGAGCUGAUCCUGUACUGCGACGCCAUCUUGCGGAUAUCAAACCAUUCUUUGCGCUUGCAGCGACUCUUACCUUGUAUGCUCAUGAUAUUCAAGAGUAUAGCGACAUCGCCCGAUUAUUUGACUUCCUGCUGGCUCAGGAGCCAGUCGUUUCUAUUUAUCUUUUUAUUGCGAUCGUACUUUCCCGCAAGAAGGAGCUUUUAGAAAUCCCUGAAGAUGAACCUGAGAUGCUACACUUCACACUCUCUAAGCUACCAUGUCCUCUAGAUCUUGAAGGUCUGAUAUCGAGCGCUGUGCACCUCUUCAAUGACUACCCUCCGGAAUCACUCCCGCUUGGGGCUUGGAAGAAAAUUCCUCAGACCAGUGUGCUGAAAAGUACUCGAGAUAUCUUCGAGAAACAAUCAAUUGGAGAAGCUAUAUAUCUUUUUGAUAGACAAGUGCGACAACUGCGCUACGAAGAGCGGAAAAAGAAGGCAGUUGGUUUCUUGUGGCAGCACAGAAGAACAAUUGGAACCAUAGCCGUCACAAUUCUGGUCGGUGCUUUCUCAGUAUGGCUGAGGAAGAAGGGCUUUGAAACGACUAUAUCGUCGUAUAUCAAUCGAUUCAAGCUGGCUUUCCAAUCUCACGACUUCUUCUAGUCUUCCACUUCAUACUGUGCGUGGAGAAGAUUGGUUUAAAGUGGCGUUUGU